UCUGUGGAAACGUACCUGCGCACGUAUUUUCAAUGACAAAACAGUUAAUUGACUAUUAAAACGCUGCCAGUGACAACUGAAAUCUAAAAUGUUGGGGGGCCUUAGACAACACAGUAUAUACAUCCUUUAAAAAGUUGGUUUCUUUUUUUAUUUUAUUUUUUUACCCAUAGCCAAGAAAUGUACAACAUUGUAAGUGACAAAUGUGCAGACCUAUACACGCAGUCGAGCGUAUUAACUCGUUGGGCUCCAGUAAAAGCAGAGGUCGCUCAUGUUUACUUUCUAAAAGGCGCUGUCGAGGUCUGGGAGGUGCUGAAAUCUACUCGUGCUCCAUUCCGCGUGAUUGGCACACUUGACAGUGAUUGACAGGCGUCCGUGGAAACUACACGACCAAUCUGCCAAGUCCAAUAGAAAAUCAGAAGCGGGCAGCACGUCUUUUCCCUCUUCGAAAAAUAUCUUCAUUCUUGUGCCACAAUCUCGUGCCCUCCAGCCGAGGCAGCUGCAGUUAGCUGCAGCGACAACUCUUAUUUCUCUGCAUCGUCUAACGUCGAUCAGCUGACUCUGGAAUUGCCUUUUUGUCUGGAUUCGACAGGGAGAUAAUAAAUUUGGCCUAAUAAAGCACGAAGCUGUGCUAGAGGCAGAGAGGACUCCGAAAGGGAAACAGAAGCCUUCAUGUUUCAGUUGCCAAUCUUGAAUUUCAGUCCCCAGCAGGUAGCGGGGGUAUGCGAGACUCUGGAAGAGAGCGGAGACAUCGAGCGUCUCGGCCGCUUCCUUUGGUCGCUGCCCGUCGCACCCGCUGCCUGCGAGGUGCUUAACCGAAAUGAGUCUGUGCUGCGGGCUCGGGCCAUCGUAGCCUUCCACACUGGGAAUUUCCGUGAGCUUUACCACAUUCUUGAGAACCACAAGUUCACCAAAGAGUCCCACUCCAAAUUGCAAGCACUUUGGCUGGAGUCACACUACCAGGAGGCAGAGAAGCUCCGAGGCCGCCCGCUAGGGCCAGUGGACAAAUACCGGGUGCGAAAGAAGUUCCCUCUGCCUAAAACUAUUUGGGAUGGAGAACAAAAGACGCACUGCUUUAAAGAAAGGACCCGACAUUUACUUCGAGAAUGGUAUCUUCAGGACCCUUAUCCGAACCCAAGUAAAAAGAGAGAGCUUGCACAAGCUACGGGACUCACUCCCACUCAAGUGGGGAACUGGUUUAAAAAUCGAAGACAAAGGGACAGAGCGGCGGCCGCAAAAAACAGGUUACAACAACAGGUGUUGUCAAAUGGCUCGGUUCGGUCCUUAACUGGGGAGGAUGGUGCUGUAGACCGAUUGGUGAACGCGUCGAGCCCUGAAGCAAGUCUGUCGAGCAAAGCCGCUGCAUCGGCUAUCUCCAUCACUUCAAGUGACAGUGAAUGUGACAUCUAACAUCGCACCACGUACAGCCCCACUGGCUAUAUGGGAAGACUAUGAGAAAAUGAACACAUUACGAAGGAAAUCAAGACAGACAAUCAGCAAGAUAAACAAGCACAUCAGUGCCUGCCUUAACUUAUCAGAGGCCGUUUUUUCAAGACUGUCACAGCAGCCCGGAAUCCUGGGAUUCACGGAAUGCUUUAUCUUGAAAAUGUAUUUAAGUUGUCCCCCCCCAGAGCAAAAUGGGGGCAAAAACAAUGACAUUAGAACAAAUCCUAUCUGUAUUGAAACUACUUUUGUAAGCAAAAUCGGGUGCCUCAAACAAAUAGGUGCCCCCAUGCCCACACUUUAUUAAUUUUGGAAAGGACUUGGUGAAACAUUUUACCUCCCAAGAUUUCUAAUGUGUUUAUGCAUUAAAUUGUUGCUCUUAUAGAAUCUGAUUUUCAUUUGCUUGGUCAUUUCAAAUCUGCCCAUUUUUGGUGUAAAACGAUCGACUUUUACAGCAUGUGCGCCGGUAGUGAAGAUGUUUUAUGAUGUUUAAUGAACGACUUACCGCUAAUAAA
Molecule: messenger RNA, 1955 nt
Organism: Myxocyprinus asiaticus (Chinese sucker)
Lineage: Eukaryota; Metazoa; Chordata; Actinopteri; Cypriniformes; Catostomidae
Product: homeobox protein SIX6
Exons: 2
Coding region: 670-1407 (245 amino acids)
Biological process (GO): eye development; regulation of transcription by RNA polymerase II
Cellular component (GO): nucleus; transcription regulator complex
Molecular function (GO): DNA-binding transcription factor activity, RNA polymerase II-specific; RNA polymerase II cis-regulatory region sequence-specific DNA binding
Source: RefSeq, a predicted model, not a curated record